This is a messenger RNA of Aspergillus pseudotamarii, 879 nucleotides long. RefSeq names its product PIG-L family deacetylase. Gene Ontology annotation, cellular component: endoplasmic reticulum. Gene Ontology annotation, biological process: GPI anchor biosynthetic process. The record is from RefSeq and is a predicted model, not a curated record. Gene Ontology annotation, molecular function: N-acetylglucosaminylphosphatidylinositol deacetylase activity. NCBI's taxonomy places the organism in Eukaryota, Fungi, Ascomycota, Eurotiomycetes, Eurotiales, Aspergillaceae. The transcript has 5 exons. The coding region runs from base 22 to 879 and encodes 285 amino acids.
GCACAACCAACCAAUGGCCCAAUGCUGCACUUCAUCAAACACCGAGUCCAGCGCAUUUGGAGAAGGCCCGCAACCCUCGCCUUCACCUUCGCCACCGUCUUCAUCAUCGUUCCUUUAUUCCUCUACCAUCUCCUCGCCUACUAUCUCGCCAACGACCCGCGUCUCGUCCCCGGCGCAUUCCGCACCGCCAACAAUAUCCUUUUGGUCACAGCGCAUCCAGACGACGAAACCCUCUUCUUCAGCCCAAGUAUUCUCUAUCGCAGUGACGAUGCGACCGUGACUCGGGCUUUGUUGGUGCUUUCGUCCGGCAACUACGAAGGCAUCGGUGACAUUCGUCACGCCGAACUCCUACGCAGUUGCGCCGAACUGGGUAUUAAGCCAGCGCGAUGCGUGAACCUUGAUCACUACGAGCUCCAGGAUAAUCCACAGAAAUGGUGGAGGGAGGAUCUAAUCGAGGAGCUUGUGGGGCAGUACGUUGAGAAGUGGAAUAUUGAUUUGAUUAUCACGUUCGAUAAUGGGGGUAUAUCUGGCCACGUGAAUCAUCGGGCGGUUAGUGCUGGUGUUAGUAAAUAUACAUCCAAAAACCCACAAAGUCCACCGGCAUAUGCACUGCAGACCAAAUUGCUACUACGGAAGUAUGCCGGUCUAGCUGAUUUGAUUCCGACAUCGAUGUCCUUUUCAGGACGCAUUCUGCGGGCGCUUGUAUCGGCCCCACCGGAAUAUGAGGGAGUUAAAGUCAAAGUUGGGAAUGGGAAGAGUGGUAAGAUGCAGGAUCCUUAUGAGGAUAAGGCGCUGUUGGUCAGUGACUGGCGGACGUAUUUCCAGGCGCGAAGGGCGUUUAGUCAACAUGGGAUCGGUAUAUGUGGGUUAAUGAUUUGA